UGCCAGUCCCCACCAGCCCUUCCCCAGAGGGUCAGGUGACCCUUCCCUCCCCAGGCCACGUCAGCCCGGCCCUCCCGGACAGACCUCGCGCACCAGGGCUCUGGUGGACAGUGAAUGCUCCACGCUGGGAUGGGCUGUUGCCUGAUGCCUGUACAUGGUGGGCACUGAGAGACAAGAUUCCUGGGCCCUGCCUUCCACACACUCCCCACCAUCUCAGAGGAAGCUCUGGCUGGCUACCUGGUAGACAAUCGCUGCCAAUCCGUCCAGGUCCAGGGCAGGGGAGUUUGCACUGCUGUGCCACAGGCUGUGCGGAAGGCCCAGGGGUCUUCCCUGCUCACACUGCGCUCUCUGAGGAGAGGCCCCGCUGAGAACCCACAGACAGGAGGACAACUAUGCUAUGACAGCAAUAAAGGCCAAGAAGGAGAAAGUUGAGGACCGCUGACAGCCCGUGUGCUGUUGGGAGCUGCCCGUUCUACUUCACACCUUCCUCUAGCAAACUGUGCAGGGACCCCACCACCACCACCGUGUGUCACCAUGGUUGUGCAAAACAGCGCAGACGCCGGGGACAUGAGGGCAGGCGUGCAGCUGGAGCCCUUCCUGCACCAGGUUGGGGGACACAUGAGCGUGAUGAAGUAUGAUGAGCAUACAGUGUGCAAGCCCCUCAUCUCCCGGGAGCAGAGGUUCUAUGAAUCCCUGCCGCUGGCCAUGAAGCAGUUCACCCCACAGUACAAAGGCACCAUCACAGUGCACCUCUGGAAAGACAGCACAGGCCAUCUCAGCUUGGUUGCCAACCCAGUGAAGGAGAGCCGGGAGCCCUUCAAGGUCUCCACAGAGUCGGCGGCAAUGGCCAUCUGGCAGACGCUCCAGCAGACCACCGGCAGCAGUGGCAGCGCCUGCGCCCUUGCCCAGUGGCCGCAUGCCCAGCUGGCACGCUCACCCAAGGAGAGCCCGGCCAAGGCUCUCCUGAGGUCCGAGACCCACCUCAACGCUCCAGCCUCCUCGCUGGUGGAAGACACUAAUGGGAACCAGGUGGAGAGGAAGAGCUUCAACCCAUGGGGCCUGCACUGCCACCAGGCCCACCUGACCCGCCUGUGCUCCGAGUACCCAGAGAACAAGCGGCAUCGGUUCUUGUUGCUGGAAAAUGUAGUGUCACAGUACACGCAUCCCUGCGUCCUGGAUCUGAAGAUGGGGACCCGGCAGCAUGGCGAUGACGCAUCCGAGGAGAAGAAGGCCCGCCACAUGAGGAAGUGUGCGCAGAGCACCUCAGCCUGCCUGGGUGUGCGCAUCUGCGGCAUGCAGGUUUAUCAAACAGACAAGAAGUACUUUCUCUGCAAAGACAAGUACUACGGAAGAAAACUCUCAGUGGAGGGGUUCAGACAAGCCCUCUAUCAGUUCCUACAUAAUGGAAGCCACCUGCGGAGGGAGCUCCUGGAGCCCAUCCUGCAGCAGCUCCGGGCCCUCCUCUCCGUCAUUAGGAGCCAGAGUUCAUACCGCUUCUACUCCAGCUCUCUCCUCAUCAUCUAUGAUGGGCAGGAACCGCCAGAAAGAGCCCCAGGCAGCCCACAUCCUCAGGAGGCUCCCCAGGCAGCCCAUGGCAGCUCUCCCAGUGGUCUCACCAAGGUUGACGUCCGCAUGAUUGACUUUGCUCAUACCACGUACAAGGGCUCCUGGAAUGAGCACACCACCUACGAUGGACCAGACCCUGGCUAUAUUUUUGGCCUGGAAAACCUCAUUAGGAUCCUGCAGGAUAUCCAAGAGGGAGAAUGAAACUUCCUGGGCUUCUCUGGAUCUUUCUGGGCUAUAGAUCUCAAAAAGGGACCUGUUGGUUGCUAGGGUAGUCCAGACACCCCUUAGAUAUCUUCAUAAUAGUCCUAUCUACCGUCAAAAACCAUCUCUAUAUACGGCAGACUAUGUUAACAGCUGCUGAACAAAUCAGCUCUGGAGGUGAUUCCACAUCCCCUGGCAUCAUGCUCUAAUGCUGCUCAUUGGAGAACGGAUAGCCAGGAAAAAGUGGCACCUUCUGGAGUACACUGGAGGGGGCAGCCCAAGUUAGAGGCCACCAUUGCUGUGACAUUCUGGAAUAUUUGCAUCUAAAAAUGUUUACUCGUUGCCAUGCUGCAGUCCGCGCCAGCUGUGAGGCAGAAAACUUGACUUGAAGCAGCCUUGAAGAGUGAGUUCAUGAGUUCAUGGUUUUUCUCUUUGUACGGGCUGCCUGCUCCAAGGGCAGGCAGAGCUCAUGAAUGCCUCUUACCUUCCUAAGCAGAGUUUUAGGUGAGACAGGAUGAAGCAGAACAGAUCUGCCCAUCUUACCUGCUCUGCACCCAGCUUCCAAGUGGACAGAGCCAAGCCCAGGCAUGAGCUCUGGCAAAGCAAGGCCCCAGAUUCUCCAUUUUUGCCUGUGGAAAGGAGGGUCCCUUUACAGACUUUUUUUCCUUUUUUUUUCCCCCCAAAAUCUCUUAAAAUGAGGAAUCUCUUAGCAGACUUUGGAGUUCCCCAUUCUGCCACAUUCUGACCAUGAGACGCGGCUUGCAGUGGGGGUGAACGCACAUAAGAAGGGACCACUGAUGCCCAGCUCUACUCUCUGCUUUCUAUUUAUUUAUUUUGGGGGUGUGUUGGGGAGUCAGAAGAACCUGGAGGACUGAGGAAACCAGGGGCAAUGUUUACAAGACUGGUGGACAAGUGUAAAUAUGGAAUAAGAACAAACAGUUCUAAUUAAUUCCUUCUUCUGCAGUACGGAAACCUAUUACAAUGCCCUUGAGUCAAGCACUGAGAUAUGUUACCCAAUUAGGGAAAUACAUUUGUUAAUAAAAUUGCUGAGGUCACCA
Messenger RNA from Mandrillus leucophaeus (drill), 2825 nucleotides. RefSeq names its product inositol hexakisphosphate kinase 3 (gene IP6K3). Lineage: Eukaryota; Metazoa; Chordata; Mammalia; Primates; Cercopithecidae. The transcript has 7 exons. Gene Ontology annotation, molecular function: inositol hexakisphosphate kinase activity. Bases 535 to 1767 code for a protein of 410 amino acids. The record is from RefSeq and is a predicted model, not a curated record. Gene Ontology annotation, biological process: inositol phosphate biosynthetic process; phosphatidylinositol phosphate biosynthetic process. Gene Ontology annotation, cellular component: cytoplasm; nucleus.